This is a messenger RNA of Danio aesculapii, 2701 nucleotides long. RefSeq lists its product as uncharacterized. NCBI's taxonomy places the organism in Eukaryota, Metazoa, Chordata, Actinopteri, Cypriniformes, Danionidae. The coding region runs from base 53 to 1801 and encodes 582 amino acids. The transcript is spliced from 10 exons. The record is from RefSeq and is a predicted model, not a curated record.
AGAAACUGUAAAGGGUCUGACUAUAUAGCGAACUUUGGAAGACGUUAAAAAAAUGAAGAUUAUUUUAAUCUGUACACUCAUCUCUUUGUUAGUUUUAAAUGUUUUGUGUGAAGGUGAAGAAAACAGUGGCUUGACCACCUUCAAUCCAGCAACAGUAAUUGCAGUUCCAGGAUUGUGUGCUCACAUUUCUUGUAACUUCACUCAUCCAAAUGAAGCAAAACCUAUUAAAACCAUUCAGUGGAAAGUGUGUGAUAAAUCAGGUCAAUGUAACAAGGGAAUUUUAAACUGCAAAGAUAAAGCUAAUGAAGAGAAAGAAGAGCAAUCUGACCUGAGCAACAACAACUGCUGCAUCAUCAUCAAAGACAUAAGGGCAGAUGAAAUGCAAAAUGUAUUCAUAAUAGAGGAUCAACAAAAUCAAACAUACAAUUUCACAGUUGAUAUCAGCAUUAAAUACGAGCCAUUACUCUUUGUUCCUGCUCUCAGUGAAGGAGUGGAGGUCAAUCUGACAUGUUUAGCUUAUUUUCCUUGUCCUGAAACUCCUCUUAAAAUAACAUGGUGGAUCAAGACAAGAGAAAAAAAUGUCACCAAUCUAAAUAGCAGCAUCAUUCUGAAGACUUUAAAAAUUAGUAUCUCAUAUCUGCCGUUAAUCCCAAUGUCUGACCUGCAUGAUGCCACUGUAGGAUGUAACGUGAGUUAUGCAAAAGAAACCAUCAGUACCAACAGCACUCUAAAAGUCAAAUCUCAAAUCUUGGCUGAACACAGAUUGAAGGAAGGAGACACUCUCAAUCUGACCUGCACUGUUAAGCAUCACCCACCAGCAUCUUCACAUGAUUCUGUACGGAGUUUCAAUGGAAACACAGACAACCUGGAGAUCCAAACAUCUGCAGGAAAUCUCAAGAUUGUCAAUGUGAGGAAGGAGCAUGCUGGGAUUUAUAUCUGUGAGAGGACAUACAUGAACAAGACUCUGAAUGCAUCCAUUAUGAUUGACAUCACUGUCCAGGCCCAAAUUCUGGGUGAAAACAGACGGAAGAAAGGGGACACUCUCAAUCUGACCUGCAGUAUUAAGAAUCACCCACAAGCAUCAUCUAAUGCUGUAUGCAGUUUCAGUGGAGACACAGAUAUAUUUCCGAACCAAACAUCUGCAGCAAAUCUCAUCAUUAAUAAUGUGACGAAGGAGCAUGCUGGGAUUUAUGUUUGUGAGAUGACAUACAUAAACAAGACUCGGAAUGCAUCCAUCACGAUCUCAAUCACUGAACGUGACAUGGGUACAAAUACUACACUUGCAGAUACGCUGGAGUCCUUAUUGGGCAUCUCAAAUAUCUUCACAUUUGUAGCGGGAAUGGCAUUUUCAGCAUUAAUCUUCUCUGCGAUAUUGUGCUGUUGGGUGUGCUGCCACAGAGGCAAAAAACAAAAAGUGCCGACAGCAAAUCCAGAUGCUGAAAUCAACCUGGAGAUGGUGCAGACAGACGUGGCGCAGACUGGAAUCACUGAGCAAACCCCUCUUCAUGAACAGCCUGACAGAGAAACCCCAGAAUCACCCAUUACACCAACAGAUGGAGCAGAAGAGGAUGAAGCACGAGAGGUGGACUACGCCAGCAUUGAUUACUCCCUCCUGAAGGACAAACCGCCUGAGGAAGCAGAGACAGAGCCUGUGGACACUGACUACGCUGAGAUCAAGAAGGACAGGACAAAAGAAAGGACGGACACUGAAGAUCCUCAGGAUGGAGAUGAGCAGGUGGAAACGUUCGACCAGAAAGAGAUGGGGGUAGAGGAGGAUCUUUAUUCUCAGGUGCCUCAAUGAGAAGAAGCUUAAGGGUUUUUGCUGCGCGUUACAUUUCCAACACAGGCUCAUUGUGGAGACGUAGCCCAUUCUACAUUUCUGGAGACUGCGAAUUAUGUACUCUGUGGUAUGUCUGCUUGCAGUUUUUGUUUGUUAAGAAACCACCAGAAGCUGCAGUGUACAAUUUUUGCCGAUCUCAAAUUCCUUUUGCACAUCCUCUUCUCAUGUAAAUCCACCAGAGGGUGCGAUAAUAAUACACACUUCAGCCAACCAGCUUGCUGUCGACUGACUGACCUGUCCACCCCUGUAAACCCAACCGAUAAUGUUUUUAAAACAUAAUCUAGAAAAAGAAAGGCCAUUGUGGCCAUGUGAUUUGACCUUUUUUCAGUUGUUAUGUUUGAGCCUGUUACUUAUUUUUUUGCUUUUGUUUUACCUGGUUUCUGCAACCGUUUCUCACCGAUCUAAAACCCUGUCAUCACAGCACACUCUGCUCUGCAUCCUAAGUCCAUCGGUGUACAUGGGAAGCUACGUGGCAAACUGGUCACACAGGAAAAGCCAUCCAUACAAAUGAAAAUGUGUUUUACAGAUGUUUUCUCCAGAAAUGUAGAUGGAGGUACAUAUCCACAAUGAGCCUGUGUUGCACAUUUCAGUUUGUUGUUGUUUAAUUUUGAGUUAUGUUUGAGAAGUAUAGUAUGAAUUACUUUGGAUUUUUAUCCUACAAGUGACUAUUAAAAACAACCCAGGCUCAUUUUGAGAACGUAGUCCCGGGGACGUUUCUGGAGACCGCGAAAUACGUAGCCGGGGGUACGUGCGGCUGCAUUUCAUUUUUUUUAAGCGAACGCUGCGGGGCGGUGUGACGCCGUUCCCUUCGGCGCUCGCCGGCCAGCCAGCCGGCCGCUCGCCUCCGUGUGGAGGGCUUUC